Lolium perenne is the source of this 1323-nucleotide messenger RNA. RefSeq lists its product as uncharacterized. The record is from RefSeq and is a predicted model, not a curated record. Lineage: Eukaryota; Viridiplantae; Streptophyta; Magnoliopsida; Poales; Poaceae.
UCUAGCGUGAGUCCACCCGAGUCUCCCGACUCGUUCGUGAGGGUUUCCCAGCCACAAAACAGCCGCCGCCUCCGAUCUCGACGACCUCCGGUGGAGAAGCUCGAGCGCCGGCGUACCGCGCCUCGCACGAACUCAAGCCAGUGCUGCACGUCACGCCUCGAGCCAGCGCCGCCGUCCCCGACCAAGAUCGCGCCAGCGCCGCCUUCCUGAACGAGCAGCGUUGACCUCCCACCAUCCCUGCCCUUACAGCAGCCUCGAACUCUCCGAUCUCACACCCAGGAUACCCGAUAGAAUCAAGAUGGAAAAGGGGAAAGCAGUGAAAGCAACAUGGGAUCCUGUCGCCCAUAGUAUUUUUCUUGAUGUGUGUAUUGAAGAAGUGCAAGCAAAAAACCGUCAACCUGGCCAAAGUUGUUUGAACGCAAUUGGGUAUGCAAAUUUGGUUAGAAAGUUCAAUACGCGAACAUCUAGAAAUUAUGAGCGCAAACAAUUCAGGAAUAGAUGGGAGGCACUCAAAAAGGACUAUAAUUGUUGGAAGUCAUUGAAUCAACAUGCAUCGGGCCUAGGAAGAGAUCCCAUAACUAAUAGCAUUGCAGCUAGCGACGAUUGGUGGGAAAAUGAGAUAAAGAGAUGUGCAGAGGCAAGCAAAUUUCGGUAUGCUCCACUAGCGGAUGAGGAUAAGAUGAGGGAGAUUUUUGAGCAACAUAGUGUUACAAAUGAAUAUGCGAGGGUGCCAAUUCCAUCAUCUCAAGUUGAGACCUCUCAUAUUAAUAUUCUGAAUGAUGACGACUCUGGAUGUGAAGAAGUUACACCUACCCAGGUUCUGGGUAAAGGUGGAAAGAAGAGAGCAUGUCCUUAUUCACCUAGCCCAACAUUAGUUCAAAAGGUGGCAAAGGUUGAUGAAGAGAAAACGGCAUUCACACGUAUGGUAGAUUUGUUUGCCAAGAGGGAAGAGAAAAGGAAUUCUGUGCCGUCUGAACCUAUAGUGACUGUUGAUCCAGUAAAAGUAGAGUUCAAAGAGAUGAUGACCAUGGUGGUCAAAGCUGGAGGUUUGCCUGGAAGUGAUGAGCAUUUCUAUGCUUCACAGAUGUUCAUAAAAAAAGAAUAUCGUGAUGCAUUCGGCUGUUCUUGUUUCGAGGACGCGGAGCCUAGUACGAUACUUGGAUGGAUCAAGAGGACAUGGGAGAUGUUUAUGAAAAAUAAGUAGAAAGGAAUUUUUUAUGUUAUUUGCUUUGAACCAUAUUAGCUGUAUUGGCUUGAAACUAUUAUUUCCACUCAACUUGUAACUUGGUGAACCUAUCAUUUUCUAUCAAGUUGUUUAUGUCG